Molecule: messenger RNA, 2108 nt
Organism: Melopsittacus undulatus (budgerigar)
Lineage: Eukaryota; Metazoa; Chordata; Aves; Psittaciformes; Psittaculidae
Gene: ERAL1
Product: Era like 12S mitochondrial rRNA chaperone 1
Exons: 11
Coding region: 1-1413 (470 amino acids)
Biological process (GO): ribosomal small subunit assembly
Cellular component (GO): mitochondrial matrix
Molecular function (GO): ribosomal small subunit binding; rRNA binding; GTP binding
Source: RefSeq, a predicted model, not a curated record
AUGGCGGCACCCAUGGCGGCGGCGCGCUCCGUCCGCUGGGUCGUGCGGGCCGCAGCCGCGGGGCCGCGUCUGCUGGGCCCGGCCCCUGCCGCCUCGGUUCCGCGGCCCGGCCGCUGCUGCGGGAGCAGCUCGGCGCUGGGCAGCAUCCUGGGUGUCCCCUCGCAGAAGCCGCCCGCAGCGCUGGGCCAGCACCCGCCGCCCGUCGCCAUCAGCAGAGAGGAGCAGGAGCGGCUGCUGCAGGAUCGGCCUGACCAGCCCAGCAACCCCAGGGUGCUCAGAAUCGCCAUCAUCGGAGCUCCCAACGCGGGGAAGUCCACGCUGUGCAACCAGCUUCUGGGCAGGAAGGUUUUCCCUGUCUCCAAGAAGGUGCACACAACGCGGUGCAAGGCCCGGGGUGUUGUCACCCAUGAGGACACACAGCUGAUCAUUCUGGACACACCUGGCCUCACUAAUCGUGUUAAAGUCAAAAGACAUAAAUUGGAGGAAGCCAUGCUGACAGACCCGUGGGACAGCAUGAAACAUGCGGACUUAGUUCUGGUGUUGGUGGAUGUGUCUGAUCACUGGACACGAAACUCCCUGAGCAAGGAGGUGCUGAAGUGUCUGUCUACGUUUCCCCACGUCCCAAGUGUCCUGGUUCUGAACAAGGUGGAUCUGCUGAAGAAGAAGUUCCUCCUGCUGGAGCUGGUCAAUGAGCUGACAGAGGGAAUUGUGAAUGGAAAGAAAUUGGAAGUGAGAGUUGCGGUUGAACAGAAUUCCAGUUCUUCAGCCAAGUCUCCUCUUCGAAUCACUCAGGCUUCACCAUCUGAGAACAGGGCCCCUCAGUCAAGCCCAAAUCAAGCCCGAAGUGUCUCUGGCUUGGAAAACCACAGUGAUGUGGAGGCUUCGGAGUGCAGCGUUGUCACAGGAGAACCACAAGGGCUGACUCGAAAUGGACCCAAAGAGCUGAAAGAGAGGAAAGGUUGGCCGGGCUUCCAGGAGAUUUUCAUGCUGGCAGCUCUCCAUGGGGAGGAGGUGGAUACACUGAAGCGGUACCUCUUCCUGCAAGCCAAGCCAGGCCCUUGGGAGUUCCACAGUGGGGUCUUGACCAGCCAGUCACCUCAGGAGGUCUGUAAUAAUAUCAUCAGGGAGAAGAUACUGGAGUACCUGCCACUGGAAGUGCCCUAUGGUGUGACUCAGGUGACAGAGAUGUGGGAGGAAGGAGAGUGUGGGGAGCUCCUCAUUGUGCAGAGCCUCCUGGUCCCAAGGAAAUCUCAUAUGUUCCUUCCUGCUGUUAAGCAGCAUCAGGAUGAGCGUGGUGAGCUUCUCUUCUCUUUGGGUUUUAAUCCAGAUGAUGCUGAUUGGAAGAGGAGGGAAGGUCAUCAGCAGGAUUGCUCAGGAGGCUGGCCAGGACCUGAUGAACGCUUUCCUGUGUGAUGUCCGCUUGAAGCUCAAGGUGGAGGUGAAGAGUUGAGCUCUUUGCCCAUGUUUUAACAGACUUGAGCUCUCUGGUUGUGCAGAGAAACCGGUCCCGUUUUCCCCCGCAGGUCUCUUGGCACCUUUAUUCAGUCCAGAAGCAGAGAAUGAUGGUGUCAGGGUCGAGGCCUGAAGUAGGAUGUGUUAUUCUGUGUGGGAAUGGCCUAAACUGAAAUAAAACCUCCAGACCUGCCACUCUGUGGGGCCCUUGGCACAGAGGCAGUGGAGCCCAGCACCCUCCUGAGCUGCACAUGGAUCUGGUGGUGGGAGGCUUGAGUUUCCUCUCCACAUGAGGCUGUGCUCAGGUGUUUGGAGCCAGAAAUCCAGGCCAAUCCCCAUGUCCUGUAAUACAUCAACAUCCCUGGGUGAGGAGAGCCCAGGCUGCUGCCCUGCCAGUGAGCAGAGCUUGGAACCUGUUGAGCAAAUCCUGCACCCACCAGCAUAAGAUCAGGGAGAUGAUUUAGCAGCAUUGGGAAAAUGGAAAUUGGGAGCUGCUGAAGGAUAUUCCACUGAUAGGAAUGUCUCAUGGAUCAUCCAUGAGCUGGGUGGAAAAGCCUCCAGUGUGGGGCUGCCUUGCCUCUGCGACACUGGGGUCUCUGGAAUGCUGCUGUCCAACUUCUGUAUUUGCCUUACAAUAAAGUGAGGUCACAGCACAA